CUUCGGUCCACGAUGGAGUCCUCUCAGACCCUCAUACAGACAGAGUCGAGGGUCCAGAGGAGCUACCAGGAGGUCCAGGUGUCGGAACAGCGGCAGGUCAAGAAGAAGAAGUCAAUGAGGAGGCAUAAGGACGAGGGGACUAUUUCUGUAUCCAAGAGCUCAUCCAAGCUCCACAAGAAGAUGCAGGCCGCCGACGAGAACCCCCAGUGCGCUGCCUGCUCGCGCCCCGUCUACGCCAUGGAACGCAUCAAAGCGGAAAAACGUACGUGGCAUAAGGAGUGCUUCCGCUGUACGCAGUGCAACAAGCAGCUCACUGUGGAGACAUACCAGAGCGACCACACCACUCUCUACUGCAAGCCGCACUUCAAACAGCUGUUCGAACCCAAGCCCGUCGACGGAGACGACCAGACAGACGCGGCGCCUCCUAAGAAACACCAAAUGAUUAUUUGCGAAAGCAACCCCAUCGAGCUACCCCCUGAUGUCGCUAGAGCAUCAGACAAGCCAGACCUCGGUCUGGAGGAGCUCUCGCAGCUCGACGUGAAGUCUCGCUUCGAGGUCUUCGAAAAAAAGAACGUGGCUGAGGACCCAGCGCCCAGAGAACCGAGGGCUCCGAGAGAAAAGAGCACCGCACUGCUGUCCAAGCUGGCCAAGUUCAAAGCUAAGGGCAUGGAUGUGGGCGUGUCCGACGAGUACCUGAACGGUAUUCCGGUGGAGGCCAGCUCCAGCGAACCCGAAGAUGAGGAUGACGAAGACUCAAUCCUCAAGAACUCGUACAAGGCCGCUAACGGCCGCGAGCAGCCCGUCUCCUUCUGCAACAUGAGCGAGAUAGUCGGCAAGUUUGAAACGGGACAGCACAACAGCUCAGAGCGCACGCGCGAGAGGAAACAGGAGAUACAGAAUAUCCGCAGCAGGCUUUUUAUGGGCAAGCAGGCUAAAAUCAAAGAGAUGUACGAACAAUCCGUCAUGCAGAGCGAACAAGGUGUAACAUCGGCGGAUAAGAUCGCUCGCGAGCUAGAGUUGGACUCGGAGAAGUCCCGAGCGAUCAAACAGCGCUUCGAGAACGGCGAGGUGUUCAAUGACGAGAACCAGCCCCCGAGGAACCGGGAGAUUGAUGACCAGGCGCUCUUUAACGAAGGCAUCGGCAAGAAGUCCCGUUCCAUAUUCCUGGAGCUGGACGCGAAUGCCAAGAACUUGACGCCGACAUCGCCGCCGCCGCAAGAAGUGCCCAGGAGGAAGGAGAUUCCCUUCAUACCCAAGGACGUAGUCCGCGCCGCAGACAAGGUGGAAGAGGUCCACAUCCAGACCGCCGACAUCACAGACCGGUUCAAGUUCUUCGAGACCUACAAGCCGGAGCAGACCCGAAAGGAGUUUCGCAUGACCCCACCCAGGCAGACGCAGCGCGCCAAGUCCCCGUCACCCGAGGUGUACCACGAGCCCAGCGUGGUGCGCAGCGAGCAAGCGGCGCCCGACACGGGGCUGGCCGCCACCAGACACACCGCCUCGCGCAUGAUCAACGUGUUCCGCCAGCUGGAGGAGCAGCGCCAGCCCGAGCAUCAAGGCCCCAAACCCCUCAAGUGCUUCACCCCCCCUCCGCCCGGCGAGGAGACCCACCAGGGCCACAGCUCCGAGGAGUACACGGAUGAGGAGUAUUCAGAUGAGGAUAGUGAGGAGGAGCGCCAGAGGUUCUACACCGAGGCCCGAGAGAGAGACGAGGCUCUCAAACAGGCCCAGCAACUGGCCCGCACCAAGAGCUUCCGCGACCGCUUCGAGAACUGGUCCGAGUCCGAACCCGGGAGACAAGUCGGGCAAGUCGUCAUAGAGCGCGACGACGACGGGGAGUCGCAACUCGAGACAGCUAAAAGCUUGCGUGAGAAGUUCGAAGCGUUGCAGGUGCAACAGUCUAGCGUGACGAAGACGUUCGCGCCUAGAGUCAAUAGAUUUGUGUAACCAUGGAGUGAUAUCGCGAGAGCCGUCGAUUGCCAAAGCCUUACGUUUUAACCCUGUUUUAAAGUUGUAAAGUCUCGUAUUGCCAAUAUCGCAGAAAAUAUAAUGUAACUGAUGACUCGUUUUCUUUACACAUUCAUAAGAAAGACGU
This is a messenger RNA of Cydia amplana, 2095 nucleotides long. Its product is annotated as F-actin-monooxygenase MICAL3. NCBI's taxonomy places the organism in Eukaryota, Metazoa, Arthropoda, Insecta, Lepidoptera, Tortricidae. Gene Ontology annotation, biological process: actin filament bundle assembly. Gene Ontology annotation, molecular function: actin filament binding. The transcript has 16 exons. Gene Ontology annotation, cellular component: actin cytoskeleton; plasma membrane. The record is from RefSeq and is a predicted model, not a curated record. The annotation marks the transcript as partial.